Molecule: messenger RNA, 927 nt
Organism: Pan troglodytes (chimpanzee)
Lineage: Eukaryota; Metazoa; Chordata; Mammalia; Primates; Hominidae
Exons: 6
Coding region: 1-393 (130 amino acids)
Source: RefSeq, a predicted model, not a curated record
AUGACUGCGCCCAAGGCCUUUGCGGGCCUCAGCCGGCCCCAGAGGAAGGGAAACCCGUCGAGCGGUUUGGUGCGUGUGAAGCGCGACAUGGCGAGGAAGCGGACAAGCCCGGGUGGCCCGGCGUGUAGAGGGAAGGGGGCGGGGCUAGACGCGGCCUGGACAACUACUAGAGCGCCUCGGGCUGUGCUGCUCGAGACUACAUUUCCCAGGGCGACCCGCGCGGAGCGGGCGGGAAAGAGAGCGUUUCGGGUCCAGUGCGCAGGUGCGAAAGCCAUCUUUGGUUAUAUAAGGGAGGUUCAGGAAGCCAUUCGUCCUUUCGCGUCUGCGGCGCUCGGAGUGUGGUGCUUCUGCUGGUUGCAGUCAGGCUUCAUACGCUAUUGUCCUGCCCGUUAGAGCAGCCAGCGGGUACAGAAUGGAUUUUGGAAGAGGGAGUCACCACUGGACCUCCAAGGAAGCCACGUGCAGACGUCUACAACCUUCGAUCUCCUGACGAGUUUAUUGUUGGCCAAAACCAGGCUUUGAUUGAACCAGGAUGAAUGCGGGUGUUGGAAGUAGAAUAUAUAUAUACAUAUAAAAUUGGUUGGGAGCCACGUGUACCAGUGUGUGUUGAUCUUGGCUUGAUUCAGUCUGCCUUGUAACAGAUACAGGGUACGAUACAGCAUCCUACAAGAAUGAGCAAACCUAUUCUGAUGGCAGGAGAUUGAGGACAAACUGGCGAUGGAAUAUGAGAGGAGCCCUCUGGAAAGAAAAGGACAGACCCUGUGCUUUCAUGAAAGUGAAGAUCUGGCUGAACCAGUUCCACAAGGUUACUGUAUACAUAGCCUGAGUUUAAAAGGCUGUGCCCACUUCAAGAAUGUCAUUGUUAGACUUUGGUGAAAUUUCUAACUGCCUACCUGGCUAAAGAAAAUAAAAUCUUUUAAAUCAAAA